GACAUCACAUUGAAAGCUCUCUGUUCUCGAAUCUUCCAAAUUUAUCCAAUAGUUUUGCGGUGUGUUGCGCCUUGUGGACGCUGAUUUUUCAGUUAUUCACGAGCGUAAUUGGCCUGAGCGUCACGGCAAUUGCAGUGCGUGUGUGCGGAGUAGCGGAAGAGUGUGUUUUUUGGCGAUAUAUUGAGAGCACAGUGGCGAGAACGCAGUGAGAAAAGAUGUCUGUGAUCGGUAUCGAUUUGGGGAAUGAGUCGUGUUAUGUGGCCGCCGCAAAGGCCGGCGGUAUUGAGACUCUGGCCAACGAUUACAGCCUCAGGGCCACUCCAUCUUGUGUCGCUUUUGCUGGAAAGAAGCGAAUAUUGGGAGUGGCGGCGAAGAAUCAAAUGGUGACGAACUUGAAGAACACGAUUUUUGGCUUCAAGAGGCUUUUGGGGCGCAAAUUCAACGAUCCACACGUGCAGAAUGAGCUGAAGAAGUUGCCUUUCCGCGUGGAAUCGCUGCAGAACAACUCGAUUGGCAUUCGCGUGAACUAUUUGGACAAGGAGCACGUGUUCACGCCUGAGCAGAUCCUCGCCAUGCUCUUCACCAAGCUCAAGGAGACGUCCACGAGCGCCUUGGGCGGCGCCCAGGUGAAUGACUGCGUCAUCGCCGUGCCGUGGUACUUCACGAAUGCUGAGCGCAAGGCGUUGCUCGAUGCCGCGGCGAUUGCGGGCCUCAAUGUGCUGCGCCUGCUGAACGAGACGACAGCCACGGCACUCUCGUACGGCUUCUACAAGCAGGAUCUGCCGGUGCCUGAGGAGAAGUCGCGCUACGUGGCGUUCGUGGACUGCGGCCACGCGUCGCUGCAAGUCUCGAUUUGUGCAUUCAACAAGGGAAAGCUGCGAAUGGUGACGAGUGCGUGCGAGCAGAUUGGCGGACGUGAUUUCGAUGAGAUCCUGGCAAAUCACUUCAGCGAGGAGUUCAUUUCCAAGUACAAAAUUGAUCCGCGCACGAACGCGAGGGCGUACUUGAGACUCCUGGCCGAAGUGGAGAAGCUGAAGAAGCAGAUGUCGGCCAACAGCACACUUCUGCCAUUCAACAUUGAGUGCUUUAUGAAUGACAUUGAUGUGUCGUCGAAAUUGCAGAGAUCCAGUUUUGAGGACAUGUCUGGGCAUCUUUUCAAGCGCAUUGAGGAGACGAUGAGGAAGUGUCUCAAGGAUUCAAAACUUCAGCUGGAUGACAUCCACUCGGUUGAGAUUGUUGGCGGCAGCACGCGAAUUCCGGCCAUCAAGUCGAGCAUUGAGAAGGUGUUCGGCAAGCAGGCUAGCACGACACUGAAUCAGGACGAGGCUGUGUCACGUGGUGCGGCACUUCAGUGUGCGAUCAUGUCGCCGGCCGUUCGCGUGCGUGACUUCAAGGUGCAGGACAUCCAGAAUUAUCCGGUGCACGUGAGCUGGGAUGGCGAUCCGAAUAUGGAGAAUCGCAUGGAAGUGUUUCCGGCCCUGCACGCGGCGCCUUUCUCGCGCAUGUUGACGCUGUUCCGCCGCGAGGCAUUUGCCAUGGAGAUCUACUAUGGUGACGCGCCUUAUCCCGAUCACUACAUCGGGCGCUGGGUGAUUCGUGACAUAAAGCCCAACAGCGCUGGGGAAUCUCAGGAGGUGAAGGUGAAGAUUCGCAUCAAUCAAAAUGGCAUUAUUUCCAUCACGAGUGCCACGUUGACGGAGAAGAAGGAUCCGAGUGAGGCCAGUGAGGCGAGUCCGGACAACAGUGCUGAGGCGCAGCAGGAGCAGAAGCAGCAAUCGCCGCAGAAUCAGGAGGAGAUGGACGUCACGCCUGAGGAUUGCAGUGACAAUGAGGAUGAGAAGUGUGAUGCGAGAGACAUGAGAUCGCCAUCGGCAUCAGGACCAGGGUGGGCGCAGCGGGUAAAAGGAUGGUUUACCUCGGAUAACAGUGGAGAAGGGAAGAAGGAGAAGAAGAAGUCCGGCAUUAAAAUUGUGGAACUUCCUAUUGAUGUGCAGACUCAUGGAUUCUCAUCGACAGACUUGUCUAACUAUGUUCAUCAGGAGAGCAACAUGAUCUCCAAUGAUGUGGACGAGAAGGAGCGAGUGGACGCCAGGAAUGCGCUGGAGGAGUUUGUCUACGAGAUGCGCGACAAGUUGCAGGAGGACGGUCCGCUCAGUGCGUACGUGAUGGCAAACGAGCGCGAGAGUCUCGUGAGUCAGCUGAACAAUCUGGAGAAUUGGUUGUACGAGGAGGGCGAGGAUUGUCCGAAGGAUGUGUAUCGCAACAAGCUGACGGGUCUGCGUGGCAGCAUUGAUCCGAUCAAGGGGCGCUGCGCGGAGUACGAGGCGCAGCCGGGUGCGCUGAAUGAGCUCGGCCAUGCCGUGCAGCUGGCGCACAAGGUGAUCAAUGAGUAUCGCAGUGGUGACGCGAAGUACGAUCAUUUGCUGGAGACGGACAUGCUGAACAUCAGCGAGACGGCGGAGAAGACGCUCAAGUGGCUGGAGGACGCCAGGGCGAAGUUGGUGGUGACGCCGAAGACGAAGGAUCCGCCCGUGAAGAUUCUGGACAUUCAGCACGAGUAUCAGACACUGACGACGUGCGUGAAUUCUGUACUUAGUCGUCCGAAGCCAAAGCCUCAGGCACCGCCGCCGGACAACGGCACGGCGGAGGGCGGCCAGAAUCAUGAACAGCAACAGCAGAAUCACGAGAGCAGUGACGACAAACAAUCGCAUCAGCCAAAACACGCCAACGAGGACACAAUGGACAUAGAUUAGAAUCACCAUGAGAGAAAACACUUACUUGAGGGGAAGAUAAUUGCUUAAUGUCUCUAAAUUAAUUCAAAGUACUUUGGUUUCUUGAUGAUUGAGAUUGAUUGAUUGUGGAGAGUAAUUGAAUUGAUAUGCGUAAUGAAGUGUAAAAAAACACACACAUGAACACAUUUGAAAUAGUUUUCCAGUUCAUCUCUAAUCCUAGUAAUGUUCAUUUCUUUGGUCACACAGAGAAAAAAAAACUCUUAAUAUUCAGUCUGAUGUUCGCAAAUCUAGCAGAAGGGUAGCUUUUUUUGAGAAAAGGA
Molecule: messenger RNA, 3052 nt
Organism: Phlebotomus argentipes
Lineage: Eukaryota; Metazoa; Arthropoda; Insecta; Diptera; Psychodidae
Gene: Hsc70Cb
Product: heat shock 70 kDa protein 4
Exons: 6
Coding region: 216-2753 (845 amino acids)
Biological process (GO): protein folding
Cellular component (GO): cytosol; nucleus
Molecular function (GO): ATP-dependent protein folding chaperone; ATP binding
Source: RefSeq, a predicted model, not a curated record